Pimephales promelas (fathead minnow) is the source of this 973-nucleotide messenger RNA. Lineage: Eukaryota; Metazoa; Chordata; Actinopteri; Cypriniformes; Leuciscidae. The record is from RefSeq and is a predicted model, not a curated record.
AAUCGCAAUGCUUAUUGAGAGCCAUUCUACCAUCAAUGGAGACAAAGAAAGUGCAGAAUUUGCAAAUAGCUUCCAACAACUGUAUCGAACCCGAUGGCCUGAGUACAUCUCUUCAACAGCGCGGCGAACAAUGGAAGAAGCCAAGUGGAACUGCCCACAUUUGCUCCCAUUCACUGAAGAUGUUAAACGUCUCCAUGUUUAUCUUGAUGAGCAAGAGAAAAUUUACCACAAACUUUUGUCUACACAGCCAUCAUCUCAGCAUUGGUCAAAAUUGGCCAAGGUUAUAUUGACUCAGGUUAUGCUUUUUAAUCGUAGGCGAGAAGGGGAAGUGUCACAGAUGCCAUUGUCCGCAUACACCUCCAGCAACCAAUCAGAAGCUCAUCCGGAUAUUAGCAUGGCCCUCACAGAGUUGGAAAAUAAACUGUGUCAAUACUUCAAGCGUAUAGAGAUCAGAGGCAAAAGAGGAAGAAAGGUUCCAGUGCUUGUUACUCCUUCAAUGCAAGAGUCAAUCAGCCUGCUAAUUAAAAACCGGAGCAAGUGUGGAGUACUGAAUGAGAACCCUUUUCUCUUCGCACGUCCGUCUGCAAUGACCUUUUUCAGAGGCUCUGACUGCAUCCGUGAAUUUGCAGGUGCAUGCAAUGCUAAGAAUCCUCAAACUCUAACUUCCACCAAGUUGAGGAAACAGAUUGGUACCCUCUCUGAAGUUUUAAAUUUGAGUAACACUGAGCUCGAUCAGCUGGCUGACUUCUUAGGCCAUGAUAUUAGGAUACAUCGUCAGUUUUACCGCUUACCUGAGGGGACACUUCAGCUGGCCAAAAUGAGCAAAAUUCUUCUGGCCCUCGAAAAAGGACGCUUGGCAGACUUUAAAGGGAAAAAUCUUGAUGAAAUCAUCAUUGAUCCAGAAGAGAAUGUUACAGUGGACAGUGAUUUAGAGGAGUCUACUUCCAAUCCAAAAGGUAACAAUUUUAUUUAG